Molecule: messenger RNA, 1596 nt
Organism: Cutaneotrichosporon cavernicola
Lineage: Eukaryota; Fungi; Basidiomycota; Tremellomycetes; Trichosporonales; Trichosporonaceae
Gene: PAN5
Exons: 1
Coding region: 1-1596 (531 amino acids)
Biological process (GO): pantothenate biosynthetic process
Cellular component (GO): mitochondrion; cytoplasm
Molecular function (GO): NADP binding; 2-dehydropantoate 2-reductase activity
Source: RefSeq, a predicted model, not a curated record
AUGUUGUACGUUGCAGUCUGUUGUGUUGACACUUACUUGCAGCUCGGAAUCGGCUCUGUCGGCACCCUAAUAGCACAUCAUCUACGGCUAGCCAACCCGAACGCCCCCAUCUCUCUCGUGUUCCGCAAUGCUGCAGCGUUCUCGAAGAAGAGAUUCCGAAAGGACGGCGUUGACAGGCCGACUCUCAAAGUCGCGCGUAUCGAGGGAGACACGGUCGUCACUGAGGGCUUUGACGUCGAUGUCGCAAUGUCGGGAAAGGUUCCAGCACUGGUGGAGGCCGCAGAGCAGGACGGCUUGGACUUUGUCAACGCCGCCGGGGGCCCGAUAGACUCGCUCAUCGUGUGUACCAAGACGCACUCGACAGCCAGCGCUAUAGAAGGCCUACACUCGCGCCUGAACCCGUCGUCGGUCAUCACACUCCUCCAGAACGGCAUGGGCGUGUACGACGAGCUCUGCGCCAAGUUCUGGCCGGAUCCCAUCACGCGACCCAACUUUGUGCUCGGUACAACAACGCACGGCAUUACUACCGCCGGUGAGACCGGCAGCGUCUCCCACAUGUCGCCGCCAGGACAAGGCGCGAUCAAGUGGGGAGUCGUGCCAGACCCCCGCAAACAGACCGACUUUGAGGCUUGGCUGUGGGGUCGUCCGGUGCGCGACAUGUCAUCUCUUACGCCGCCCGAGUCCCCCACCCUCCCAUUACGCGCGUCGCCCGAUGGCACCGAUACAGAGAACCUGCGGACAACACUCGAGGCGCUAUUGUCAGUGACGCCACUGUCACCGACCCUUCUCCCGAUGCCGGCACUGUACAACGAGCUGUUGAUCAAGUUGGCCGUCAACGCUGCGAUCAACCCAUUGACAGCCGUUCUUGGCGGAGGGUACCUUAACAAUGGAUCUCUACACCGCUCCGCUCCUGGUCAUCGCCUCGUGCAGCAGGUGACCAAGGAGACGAGUCAAGUGCUCAUGGCAUACAUGCACAGCCUGAAUUCGCCGCAUCCCGCGCCGGCAGACACGGUACGCCUGUUCUCGUACGAGAGCCUGUUGCACCGCGUGCAAGCGGUAGUGGCGGCGACCAGGGAAAACAUCUCGAGCAUGGCCAACGACGUCAAGAACGGCCGUAUGACCGAGAUUGACUAUAUCAACGGUUACCUCGCUAGCCUGGGGCACCGCCUCGGUGUAGCGACGCCAGUGAACCGCAUGCUGGUCCAGCAAGUCAAGUUCAAGGCCGAAGUCGGUGGCCUCGGUGGAACGGUGUACCCAGGUGUGCGGCAAGCGGUGCGUGCGCGCGAGGAGGAGGCGCUCGAGGUGCGUCGGCUAUCGCUCGAGGAACGCAGAGUGUCACUUCAAGAGCGUGCGAUGCUGCUCAAGGAAGAGCGGAGUGCCGAGACGAAGCGCUCCAAGCGCGAGUGGAAGCGGACGGUGCGGCGGAAUGCGGCCAUCGCCCGUAACCUUAGGGCAGCAGAAGUGGAGGCUGCCAUCAGGGCCGGAGCUGAUCCCAAGGAAGUGCUCCAUGCGUCGGAGGCAUCCGAAAGUGGCAGCGAGCGGACAUCGUCUGGCAGUAAGAGUAGUGACGAAGAGUCCAGGUCGUCAAGGCGAUAG